Paramecium tetraurelia is the source of this 2940-nucleotide messenger RNA. RefSeq lists its product as uncharacterized. Gene Ontology annotation, biological process: NLS-bearing protein import into nucleus. Gene Ontology annotation, molecular function: nuclear import signal receptor activity. The record is from RefSeq and is a predicted model, not a curated record. The transcript is spliced from 5 exons. Lineage: Eukaryota; Ciliophora; Oligohymenophorea; Peniculida; Parameciidae. Gene Ontology annotation, cellular component: nucleus.
AUGAAAAACAGCCAGAAAUUGGGAGGCAAUCAAAAAAUUCAACAAAUCUAUAACCACGAGGAGAUGCUUGAAUAAGAAGAGAUGUCAAAAUAACUUAAAGAUCAGCUAUCACUCAUAUUAAACACCUCAAACGAACAGAUCACCGUCAAGGAAGCACUUGAAGCAAUUAAAUCCGAGAAUCUUCUCGAAACUCAUAAAGCAUUAAUUUAACUCAGAAAGACCUUGUCUGUAUUAUUGUUUCAAUAAUUUAAUAAGAAUUUUGAUUAAGCAGAACUAUUUACUAAUGAACUUGUACCACUCCUAUUCUACUUAAUCCAAUUCGGAAGCACAUACAUCAUCAAAUUAGAAGCUACAUGUUAAAUUAAUUAUAUAUAUUAGAAAUCAUCUCCAUUUUUGCAGGGGGCAAAAGUGAAAUUUCAAGAAUAAUCUUUGAAAAUGGCAUUCUUCAAUUGGCUUUGUCCAUCCUCUAGAAUGAAAACCCAGAAUUGUCAAUCCUCAUAGUAGUCAUACUGGGUAAAUUGGCAGGAGAAUCAAUCCAAUACAGAGAUUGCAUACUCCAAGUCUAAAAUGGAACUCAAAUACGAAGCAACCUACGUCUGGUGUCUCGCCAAUAUGUGUAUUGGAAGACCCAGUCCAAAAUUCGAAUUGAUAAGACCAGCCUUCAACAUAUUCAUGAAAGUCAUCAUGUAUGAACCUACACCAAUUAAUAUCAAGAUGAUCAACGAUGCAAUCUGGGCACUUGGAUACAUGCUCGAUGGAGAACCUACUAGAAUUAACAUCCUAAUUGAAUAAGGCAUCAUCAAAAGAUUAAUGGAAUUGAUGCAUCAAUGCAAUUUUGUCUCCAUCUUGAGAAUUUUUGAAUGCAUAUUCCAAGGCAAUCAAGAAUAGAUCCGCUACUUAUUGGAAUGUGGAUUCUUAUCCGAAAUCAGGAACAUUCUGGAUCCCAAAAGUCGAGAAAAGAGUGGCAACAUGAUCUAAACAUUUGCAGCUACUGAAACCUUAUUCAAAGUGUUGUCCAAUCAGAAUUUCUUAAUAUCUCUGUUUCGAUCUUUAUCGGAUGAGAAUUCAGAAAUCAGAGGAGAUGCUUUAGAGAUGAUCGGAAAUGCAGUAUAACAUGGGACUAAUGAAGAUGUAAAUCAGAUGGUCAAGAACAAACUCAUUCAGAGUGUUUUAGGGAUGCUGGAGUUAGCUUAGGACAGAGAUAUACCUUCUCAUCAUCUUAAGAAAGGACUAGAGAUACUCAUAAGAAUACUGCGGAAGGGGGAAAUCAGAUCAAAGGAUAGACAGGACAAUCAAUUGAUGGAAAAGAUGUAAUAUAAAAGCUACUAUCCUUUAAAUAGGAUGACGUUGCGAAAUAUGCUUACAUCUUUAAAUAGGAAUUCACCUUAUGAAUACAUAAAAAUUAUAAAAUUAUAUCCAAUUUUUCCUCCAAGAAUGCUUGCACUUUUUAUGCUGAUUCCAUUGGUUGUAAGGGCCAUCCUCCAAUACACCGUCAACUAUGGAGAGGUCAAAACACUCUUCAAUAUUAACGAUGCCUUGGAGGCUGAAUUGAUUUUGUUAGAUCCAACCGAAGAAGCUUAGUGUUCUCUCCUCAGUCCCACUAUUCAGUUCCAAGAGGAAACCAUUCACCUGUUGUCAGAAUACACCGAUACAGAUACUGAUGAUUUGCUCAUAGAUAUGAUUACUACAAACGAAGAAACUCAAAUAGGCCUCACUGCAAGUUCCAACCUAUUCUACUUCUAUAAUUCAACCAAUACAACCACUCUAUAUAAACUAAGCAUCAACUUUGAUUAGGAAAUAUUACCUUAAUUGCUAUAUUCGCCUUAAUAAUUAAUUAUUAUAUAUCCCAAGAUCGCAUAUUCAGUAGAUAUCUAAUAAGGAAGUGUGUGGAAAUUGGUUCCCACUCUCCAAGGUAGAACUAAUCGUUAUUACUCAAAAAUAAUCAACUCCUAUUUGAUAUCUGCAGUUGGAAGUGAUGGCUUGGAUAUUUAUCGCAAUCUCACACUAUUGGAAUCACUAAAUACAGGGUCCAUUGGACUCCAAAGCAUUGAUUUCAGAGACUUUGCUGUGUAUCAGUUAAAUGAGAGAAAAUUCCUCAUUUUUAUCCUAUGCAAAAUCAAUGGGGUUGUAGUUGUGGAGGUGUCCUUCCUUAGAGAAUAGGUAGCCUUUAAAGUACUACUAAAACAGAUUGGCCCCAGAUCUGAUGGAAUUGUGAUUGACAUUUGGGAUCAAUCGAAUGUCUUUGUGGCUUACAAAAGCAGCCAUUAUCAUUAUUUGGUUCACUACAAUAUUGAACCUUACAAUAAGAAGUGGAGUUCCAUUGCCAAAUACAACAUAUCUAAUCGAAUCAUAGACAUCGAUGUAAAUGAAAACUAUGUUUUGGUUUAGGGAACUUACAAUCAUCAUUUUAUUUAGUAUAAGAAAUAGCAGAACAGUGUCUCAUUUCGCUUGGGCUCAGUCAAACAGUUCGUAUCAUCAUAGAAUUAUAUUUAUGGCACUACAUCUAACUACUUAUUCAAAUUUCGUCCUCUAAUAUAACCAUAUUCAAUCAAAUGCUAUAUCGAGUCUGAUCAACAAUUCAUUCGAUAAAAAUAUAAAUUACUUUAUAAGACACAACUAAAUUGGCAAUCGACAGAAUUUGAAGUUCUCUUCAAUCAAAUGCCAUUUUCGAUAUCAUCAAAUUUGAUAAUUUUGAUUAUCAUAUUUUCAAUCAUCAUACUCCUUGCGAUUCUCGCAGCCUAUCAAUAUAAACAAUAUCAACACAGGAAUAAUGAAAAAGUCAACUUGGAAUAGAGAAUCUAAUAUUUACCUCAAAACAGAGCUUCAAAAUUAUUGAUGCCUCAUACUUUUAGAACUAACUAACAACAUGUAGAAUAAAAAAUGAAUACAAUGAAUUUCACAGAUGAAACUAUCUAUCCGAAAGAUAAGAAGAUAUUUUGA